Messenger RNA from Vollenhovia emeryi, 2093 nucleotides. Its product is annotated as longitudinals lacking protein, isoforms H/M/V-like. Gene Ontology annotation, cellular component: nucleus. Bases 360 to 2093 code for a protein of 577 amino acids. NCBI's taxonomy places the organism in Eukaryota, Metazoa, Arthropoda, Insecta, Hymenoptera, Formicidae. The transcript is spliced from 4 exons. The record is from RefSeq and is a predicted model, not a curated record. Gene Ontology annotation, biological process: regulation of transcription by RNA polymerase II. Gene Ontology annotation, molecular function: protein binding.
GCGCGUGAGCGUUUCACACCUGACUACAACGUGAGUCGUGCGAGCGACUGUCCGCACGUCGAAAGACGAUCGCGGCCGCGCGUAGGUGCGCGAGCGACGCCGAAAAUCGUGUUGGCGAGCGCGCGGAUUUAUCGCGCGGCGCUCACGGCGCUCGGACGCGCAGAAUCGAUUUAUUUUGUCGGCACGGUCUGCGCGGCGAACACGGUAGGUUAGUUGACCGCGGGGCCGAGCGAGCGCUGAGCUGACAGUAGGCCGGCGACGUCACAGUGGGCCGGUUCGAGCCUUCCUUCGUUCGAUUCAGGCAGGCUCCUCUAUUCGUUUUACAUGUAGCAAGCAGGGUUGCGGGGUGCAGUUCAGACAUGGGAAGUGAGCAUUACUGCCUGAGGUGGAACAAUCAUCAGAGCAACUUGCUGGGUGUGUUCAGUCAACUGCUGGAGUCGGAGUCGCUGGUGGACGUGACACUGGCGUGCACGGAGGGACCGUCGAUACGCGCACACAAGGUAGUCCUCUCCGCGUGCUCCAGCUACUUCCAGGCCCUGUUCCUCGACCACCCGAACCGUCACCCCAUCGUUAUCCUAAAGGACGUACGUUUCGCCGAGCUACGUACCCUCGUCGACUUCAUGUACAAGGGCGAGGUAAACGUCGAGUACUGCCAGUUAUCGGCCCUCCUCAAGACAGCGGAGAGCCUCAAGGUUAAGGGUCUAGCGGACAUGACGAACAUCAACGCGGCGGUAGCAUCCAGGGAAGAACAGCAGCAGCAACAGCAGCAGCAACAACAACAGCAACAACAGCAGCAGCAGCAACAACACACAAGCACCUCUGACACAUCGCGAGAGCAUCAUCGAGAACGAGAACGAGACCGAGACCGAGAACGAGAACGAGAACGAGAACGAGAACGAGAACGAGACCGAGAACGAGAACGAGAUAGAGAUCGAGAUAGCAUAAAAGAGACGAGCGGCAAGGAGAGAGAACGGGAGUCGAACGUCACCACAGGAGUAUCGGUCGGUGCUAAGGAAUGCGAGCAGCAGCAGCAACAGCAGCAGCAGCAACAACAAUCCAGCAGCAUCGUUCAGAACACCCCCAGCGAAUCCGCGGAUGCGGUGGACAUGACGGAUUGUCCGCCGUCGCCUGCGGGGCCUGGUAGCCCGUGCCCGGGACCGCUGGCUCUCGACCGACCCAGGAGGGACUCCGAGGACGCGGCCAGCCUCGAAGAGACGAGAGCCGGCUCUCUUAGUCCGAUCUCGGUGCACAGCGGACCAUCCGACAUGAGCCUCAGCAACAACACCGGCGGCGGCGCGCCUGGCGUGCUGUCGUUAAACCUGCCGCAGAGCCGGCUUCCGUCCCCGCACAGUACCGAGCCCCUCGCCGGCCCGUCGGGCUUACCCCCGGUCCAGCAAGUUCCGCUAUCCCUGAAAAAAGAAAUGGACUGGGAAAGGUCGACUGAGGAGCGUAGCGCGAGCAGCGAGAUAUCCGCCGACUACAGACUCCCGCCAGAUCCGGAGUUGAUGGGUGUGGAUGAGCGGGUGUUUGCGUGCAUGUACUGCGGUGCCUCGUUCCUCCACCAGAGCAAGCUGACGCGGCACAUCCUCUCGCACAGCCUCGAGUCGCUCAAGUACCGCGAGCAGGCGGCACAUCUGCAGCUGCAGGCUCAGCUGGGCCUUGAGCCCGGCAUGCACCUGCCGCCGGAGGCCCACUACCCCGCCGCGGGUACGAUUGAGCCGAUGGACUUCGAGCUCGCGGCCCACUCGGACCCGACCUCCGGCGUCGUCCUCUGCAAGUUCUGCGGCAAGUCCUUCCCGGACGUCGGCUCGCUGAUCGCCCACCUACCGGCGCACACCGGCGACCGGCCGUUCAAGUGCGAAUUCUGCGGUAAGGCGUUCAAGCUGCGCCAUCAUAUGAAGGACCACUGUCGCGUGCACACCGGCGAACGGCCAUUCCGGUGUACGCUGUGCGGCAAGACCUUCUCGAGGUCGACGAUACUCAAGGCCCACGAAAAGACACAUUACCCGAAGUAUGUGCGCAAGUUCCUGUCCCCGAGCCCCGUGGACCCCUCCGAGGAAGAGGCUCCGCCGCCGCCACCGCCGCAUCAUUGA